Molecule: messenger RNA, 420 nt
Organism: Mesorhabditis belari
Lineage: Eukaryota; Metazoa; Nematoda; Chromadorea; Rhabditida; Rhabditidae
Source: the annotation of a GenBank genome assembly
AUGUUCGUUUUCUUGUUCGGUCCACUCAUUCCACUCAUCAAUACAGCUCCACCAAUUGGUCGAACAUCGGCAAUUGUUCAGCUAACUGAAGAGAAAUGGUCUCAAUUGGAAGGAUAUGGAAUGGUCAGUGAAAUGGCGAUGAGUGGCGAUUCGACCAAACAAAUCCAAUAUAUUGCACCACAAGGCCAAAAACUUCAACUGACAAUAAUCACCACAUCUGAUGGAGUCUGUACACCGAAUUGUAUCAAUGGCGGGAUUCGGGUCGAUAUUCACGGGAGGAGUCAAUUAAUUUGUUGUGGCAAUGAGAACUCUCAACCUGUAAUCAUUUCCGAUGGAUCAACAAUGACUGUCUCUAGAGAAACCCACCUCGAAAACUUCAUCGGAUCGUGGAAUCUCGAGUAUUUCGUUGAACUUAAAGAU